UCCUGUUUUAGAAACCUUCGAUUUUAACUCAUGCAAUUAAUGGUUGAAUCCUGCUUUAAUAAACCUCGACGACAAAACAUAGAUGGAAUCUAGGCAGCAGGUACCACCAAAACGCCGUCCUGUUUUAGCGUUUUUUUCCCCCACUUUUCAUUUUCAUGCUUCCGUACACAUCAAAUUCCACAAUUUCUGAUUCCUCAAUCUCUCUGUAAUCUCUAAUGUUUUCUUUUCACACACGCAGUCAUACCCAAACUUUCAUUCAAGACACAGAGCACAAAGCCUAAGCUACCUAUCCCCCUAUGCCCAGAAACUAGGAACUAGGAAAAUGCCCCAUACGCCAAAAACCCUAACUAACCUUUUCUGAUUUCGUUUUUUUGACCCACCAAACCAAUCACUACCCUCAAUUCUCCUCUUUUACUUAUUCCCUCCCAAACAUUAAUCUCUUUCGAUUUUUCUCCUAAAGCUGCUUCCUUUCGCUUUUUUUCUCUACUGGGUACGCCUCCACCACUCCCUUUCUUUUCCCUCUUUUGGCUCAAUUCUCGUUCUUCCGUUCUGAUCUCAAACACCUACCUUUAUGUUUCUCCAAUUGUUUUCACCAGUUACGUGCUCAAUCUGUUAGAUCAGUGUUCACUGUUUGUUGAUUUUUAAUUUUUUUAUCUGAUUGGUGUUUGUUUGGUUGCACAAAUUCACUCUUUUUUCACCAGGGGGUGUUUUUUUUUUUUCUGUGUCGUAUAAAUUUGAAGGAUUAGAAGAUCCUCUUUUGAUCUUCGGUUUUGAACGGUGUUUUUGUGGGGGGUGUGAUUAGUUCUCUUCUGAUGUUUUAUUUCCAAUCACUAUUUCAAAUAUCACCUGCUAAUUAUCUAUCAUCUAGACCCCCUUUCUCCUACCCAAUUUCCCAUGUUUUUCUCCCCUCUGAGGUGUUCUUCAUAUGCUGCUUCAAUUGCCUGAGAUUUCGUCUCAAAAUUUGAUGCUGUGAUCCAAAGGGGGAGUUGCUGGUUGCUGUCACUGUGAAUCUUUCUGCAGGUUCUUUGAGUCACACUUAGUUUUCUUUGGUGAGAAGUAAGAAUAAGAGAAAGAGAGAGAAUUUUGAGGAUGGGAGACCGUUGCAGACAUUUUUCCAUUGAGGAAUUGCCAUCACAUUUGGUAUUAGAAAUUCUGUGCUCGGGCAGGCUCAGUGCAAUGGACCUUGUUUGUUUAGAAUUGACUUCCAAAACUUUUGGUGGUAGUCAUGGUUUGCACCCUUUCAAGUUCAAGUCCUUGGUUGACUUUGCUGCAUUUCAAUUGUGUGCCUCCCAUGUUACCUUUGCAAGGAUGGGUUUGAAUUCUCAGAGGGAGCUGUAUGAUAGAUGUGGAGGAAAUUGGAAGCGAGUUUUGAGGUUCUUGCAGUCUGUGGAACAAUCCUCUCAGAUGGUCGAGACAUCAUCAGGCAAUAUGCAAAUAACAACCGGAAAGUAUCACACCUUAUUGAUCAGCAAUUCUUCUGUCUAUUCUUGUGGUUCUGGUUUGUGUGGUGUACUUGGUCAAGGGUCUGAAACAACACAGUGUGUAGCAUUUACCCGGAUAGAUUCCCCACCUUUGCCACGAGUGGUUCACGUUUCAGCCUCCUUUAACCAUGCAGCUUUCGUUAUGCAAUCUGGAGAGGUAUUCACAUGUGGAGAUAAUUCAUCUUCUUGCUGUGGGCAUAGAGAUACAACCCGACCAAUUUUCAGGCCACGCCUUGUUGAAUCCCUGAAGGGAAUUCCUUGCAAACAAGUUGCAGCGGGGCUUAAUUUCACAGUCUUCCUCACCAGACAAGGUCAUGUUUAUACAUGUGGAACCAACACACAUGGCCAGCUUGGUCAUGGUGAUACUCAGGACAGGCCAACCCCCAAAAUGAUUGAAGUCCUUAGCUCUGUUGUUCAGAUUGCUGCGGGACCAAGCUAUAUCUUAUCCGUAACAGAAAAUGGGACAGUAUACUCCUUUGGAUCAGGUGCUAAUUUCUGUCUUGGCCAUGGUGAGCAGCAUGAUGAGUUGCAGCCACGUCCUAUACAGAAAUUCAGAAGGAAAGGUAUUCAUAUUGUUCGUGUAUCUGCAGGGGAUGAGCAUGCAGUGGCACUUGACUCAAAUGGAUUUGUAUAUACAUGGGGCAAGGGAUACUGUGGUGCUUUAGGCCAUGGGGAUGAGAUUGAGAAGACAACUCCAGAGUUGUUGACUAGUCUCAAGAAUCAAUUGGCUGUUCAGGUCUGUGCAAGGAAGAGGAAAACAUUUGUUCUAGUUAAUUCUGGUUCAGUCUAUGGCUUUGGCUCCAUGGGAUUUGGCAGCCUCGGAUUCCUGGAUAGAAGGGUAUCUGAUAAAGUAUUGAAACCUAGAAUCUUAGAUACCUUGAGAGCUCACCAUGUUUCUCAAAUUAGCACUGGCUUGUACCACACUGUGGUGAUCACUAGCAGGGGACAGAUAUUUGGCUUUGGAGACAAUGAAAGAGCACAACUUGGUCAUGACACAUUAAGAAGCUGCCUUGAGCCCACUCAAAUUUUCAUUAAAGAUACAUCUGAAGAUGUAGAAAGCACGUGAGGCUCCAAAAGCAAUCACCUCUUUUUAUUUGUGGUUCUGGUAUACCACAUUGACCAAUACUGUUAAAGUUUACUGUUCUAUAUUAUAGUACAUUAUAAUUAUAUUGUAGUUAUUAAGAAUAAUAAAUAACAUGCAACAUUGUCACCAUUUUUCAAUACGUUAUAGGGUGUGAUUUUGUUUUGUUCAGAA
Messenger RNA from Glycine soja, 2736 nucleotides. RefSeq names its product PH, RCC1 and FYVE domains-containing protein 1-like. The transcript is spliced from 6 exons. The record is from RefSeq and is a predicted model, not a curated record. The coding region runs from base 1090 to 2547 and encodes 485 amino acids. Lineage: Eukaryota; Viridiplantae; Streptophyta; Magnoliopsida; Fabales; Fabaceae.